GCUGAUCCUUGCAGCAUAUUCUGUUAACAACUUUAGCAUCACCACCACCGUCCACCUCCUGUUCCUCCUCCUCCUCAUCUUUCUUCAUUCCUACUCCUCACACAUACAUAUACAUAUAUAUAUAUACAUACUCACACUCAUCAGAUUCAUUACAUUUACAUUGCAUAUAUAUAUAUAUAUCAAAUCAAUAUAUAUAAUUAUUACAUACAAAUCUACCUCCCUUCCCUUUUUAUUAGUAUCAUCAUCAGAUGGCUGCUACUCUAAUCUCUGACACUGCCCCAUGGAAGGACCUCAAAGCACAUGUUGGUGCAAUUGACAAGACUCAUUUGCGCGAUUUGAUGAACGACACUGAACGAUGCAACUCCAUGAUGCUAGAGUUUGAUGAAUUAUUCCUGGACUACUCACGCCAGCGUGCCACUCUUGGUACAAUGUCUAAGCUCUUUACGCUAGCUGAGGCGGCACAUCUCAAAGAAAAGAUUAAUAGCAUGUUCAAUGGGGAGCAUAUAAACAGCACAGAGAACAGGUCUGUGCUUCAUGUAGCUCUUCGUGCUGCAAAGGAUACAACAAUGAACAGUGAUGGGAAGAAUGUGGUACCAGAUGUUUGGCAAGUUUUGGAUAAAAUAAAAGAAUUUUCAGAUAAAGUUCGCAGCGGUUCAUGGGUUGGAGCCACAGGAAAAGCUUUGACAAAUGUUAUUGCUGUUGGUAUUGGUGGAAGCUUCCUUGGCCCAUUGUUUGUGCACACUGCUCUUCAAACAGAUCCGGAGGCUAGCAAAUCAGCAGGAGGACGCCAGCUUCGAUUCCUAGCCAACGUUGAUCCAGUAGAUGUUGCCAGAAAUAUUUCUGGAUUGGAUCCUGAGACCACUUUAGUUGUUGUAGUUUCGAAGACUUUUACUACAGCCGAGACCAUGCUGAAUGCGAGGACAUUGAGGGAAUGGAUCUCAUCAGCUUUAGGGCCUCAAGCGGUUUCAAAGCAUAUGGUUGCUGUGAGCACAAAUCUUAAGCUUGUGGAGAAGUUCGGGAUUGAUCCUAAUAAUGCUUUUGCAUUCUGGGAUUGGGUUGGAGGCCGAUACAGUGUUUGCAGUGCUGUUGGAGUAUUACCUUUAUCUCUCCAAUACGGUUUCUCGAUCAUUGAGAAGUUCCUGGAAGGCGCCAGAAGCAUUGAUCAGCAUUUCCACUCUGCUUCUUUUGAGAGUAAUAUACCUGUCCUUUUAGGUUUGUUGAGCGUAUGGAAUGUCUCUUUUCUUGGAUAUCCUGCAAGAGCUAUCCUGCCUUAUACUCAAGCUCUUGAGAAGCUUGCUCCACACAUUCAACAGGUUAGCAUGGAGAGUAAUGGGAAAGGUGUGUCCAUAGAUGGUGUGCUCCUUCCUUUUGAAGCCGGUGAAAUCGAUUUCGGGGAACCAGGAACUAAUGGCCAACAUAGUUUUUACCAACUAAUUCAUCAGGGGCGUGUUAUUCCUUGCGAUUUUAUUGGUAUUGUGAAGAGUCAGCAGCCCGUUUACCUUAGAGACGAAGUGGUAAACAACCAUGAUGAGCUAAUGUCCAACUUUUUUGCACAACCUGAUGCUCUCGCUUAUGGAAAGACCCCCGAACAAUUGCAAAGUGAGAAUGUCGCCUCUCAUCUUGUUCCUCACAAGACCUUUACUGGGAAUAGGCCAUCCCUUAGCAUUCUACUUCCUUCGUUGGAUGCUUAUAGAAUCGGACAGUUGCUAGCUAUCUACGAGCACAGAAUUGCUGUGGAAGGUUUUGUUUGGGGCAUCAAUUCCUUUGAUCAAUGGGGAGUUGAGUUGGGAAAGUCACUGGCAUCCCAAGUCAGAAAGCAACUUCAUGCAUCACGUAAGAAAGGAGAAUCAGUGGAAGGCUUCAAUUUUAGUACCACUAAGCUGCUAAAAAGAUAUCUGGAGGCAAGUGCCGAUGUGCCAUCCGAACCCACAACGCUUCUGCCUAAGAUAUAACUACUACUGCUACUUGACAGUGGAGAAUAUGCUAUGCAUCUAGGAGCUGAUAACAUUGCAAUAGAACACUUUAUAAUGUAUAACACUGCUAUUGCUGCCAUCUACCAUUCAAUUUUUUUUACGUUGGCUUUUUUUUUGAAACUCUAUGACUCGCAUUGUACGAGCAUAAUUAUUGUCAUUUUGAAGCAAUCCAAACUACUGGAAUAAUUAUGCACGUCUGUAUUUACUGAAUAAGAUGCUAGUACUGGAACAAAUUCGUAACACUCUCGAUGUGUCGGUAAUUGAAUGGUGGCUGCUACUUAAGCUAGUUUUGUGGAUGUUGACAUUUUGUGGAACAAUCACUUUCUUUAUAAAGGUGAUGUUAAGUUGGAUUUCUGUACUAAA
This is a messenger RNA of Erigeron canadensis, 2336 nucleotides long. RefSeq names its product glucose-6-phosphate isomerase, cytosolic. Gene Ontology annotation, cellular component: cytosol. Lineage: Eukaryota; Viridiplantae; Streptophyta; Magnoliopsida; Asterales; Asteraceae. The transcript is spliced from 24 exons. Gene Ontology annotation, biological process: gluconeogenesis; glucose 6-phosphate metabolic process; glycolytic process. The record is from RefSeq and is a predicted model, not a curated record. Gene Ontology annotation, molecular function: carbohydrate derivative binding; monosaccharide binding; glucose-6-phosphate isomerase activity. Bases 249 to 1952 code for a protein of 567 amino acids.